This is a messenger RNA of Ailuropoda melanoleuca (giant panda), 1714 nucleotides long. It is a transcript of the gene SFRP5, whose product is annotated as secreted frizzled related protein 5. The coding region runs from base 92 to 1039 and encodes 315 amino acids. Gene Ontology annotation, molecular function: Wnt-protein binding. Gene Ontology annotation, biological process: non-canonical Wnt signaling pathway; canonical Wnt signaling pathway. NCBI's taxonomy places the organism in Eukaryota, Metazoa, Chordata, Mammalia, Carnivora, Ursidae. The transcript has 3 exons. The record is from RefSeq and is a predicted model, not a curated record.
CACCACUCGGGCCACCUCGGCGGUGGCGGCGGCUGCAGGACAGCGGCGGGGCGGAGGACGCACUCCGGGGCAGCUGAGAACGCCGCGCACCAUGCCGGCGGCGGCGGGGGGCGCGCGGACGGCCGCGCUGGCGCUGCUGCUGGGGGCGCUGCACGGGGCGCCGGCCCGCGCGCAGGAGUACGACUACUACGGCUGGCAGGCGGAGCCGCUGCACGGGCGCUCGUACUCCAAGCCGCCGCAGUGCCUCGACAUCCCCGCCGACCUGCCGCUCUGCCACACCGUGGGCUAUAAGCGCAUGCGGCUGCCCAACCUGCUGGAGCACGAGAGCCUGGCCGAGGUGAAGCAGCAGGCGAGCAGCUGGCUGCCGCUGCUGGCCAAGCGCUGCCACUCGGACACGCAGGUCUUCCUCUGCUCUCUCUUCGCGCCCGUCUGCCUCGACCGGCCCAUCUACCCGUGUCGCUCGUUGUGCGAGGCCGUGCGCGCUGGCUGCGCGCCGCUCAUGGAGGCCUACGGGUUCCCCUGGCCCGAGAUGCUGCACUGCCACAAGUUUCCCCUGGACAACGACCUCUGCAUCACUGUGCAGUUCGGACACCUGCCUGCCACCACGCCUCCAGUGACCAAGAUCUGUGCCCAGUGUGAGAUGGAGCACAGUGCCGACGGCCUUAUGGAGCAGAUGUGUUCCAGCGACUUCGUGGUUAAAAUGCGCAUCAAGGAGAUCAAGAUAGAGAAUGGAGACCGGAAGCUGAUUGGAGCCCAGAAAAAGAAGAAGCUACUCAAGCCAGGCCCCCUGAAGCGUAAGGACACCAAGAGGCUGGUGCUGCACAUGAAGAACGGUGCCAGCUGCCCCUGUCCACAGCUAGACAGCCUGGCCGGCAGCUUCCUGGUCAUGGGCCGCAAGGUGGACGGACAGCUGCUGCUUAUGGCCGUCUACCGCUGGGACAAGAAGAAUAAGGAGAUGAAGUUUGCAGUCAAAUUCAUGUUCUCCUACCCCUGCUCCCUCUACUACCCCUUCUUCUAUGGGGCCGCCGAACCCCAAUGAAGGGCGCUCCUCCCUGCCCCACCCAGCCAGUUGUGCCUUGCCCUCUCCCCACCCCUGGGGCACACUCUCUUCCUGCCCACUUGGCUUCACCCCUAUUCCCAGGCUGACCCAGCCCCCGCCUGAGUGGUUUCAUGCAGAGUUGUUACCAGCACAGGCCCUAAGGAAGGGGCAUGGCACCUGAGCUGUCCAUGACUGAGGGGUUCUGGGGUCCCUGGGGACCUCUUCUCUUAGGAGCAGGGCUUUUUCAUUUGGGAAGUAGGUGGAGGAGAGAGCAAGGGAAGUGUGGAGGGGCUCUGAGAAGCCUGAGGAGGAAGUUUCCCGAGUGCACCAUGGUGUCAGCUCCCUUCUGUCGGUGGUGAGGCCUUGCCUUAAAGAGGAAAGUCUCAGUAUUAGGCUGAGCUAUUUGGGGACAAUUCCCUCCCCCCCCCCCACCCACUCGUGGCAUCAUAGUCCCCCCAAAGGAGAGGCAUUAGGGUCACAGUGCCCUUCAGCGACAGUUCCCCACCUCCCCCAUCUCCCCCCUUUCCCUUCCUGCUAGCCUGGAGAGAAGCCCAGCCCAGACCCCCUCCCAGAAGCCGCUCUUUGGGAUUCAUUCCUCAGCCUCCGCACGCCCCUGUGACCCUGAUGAUGAGUAAAUUAUCGCCCCCGCUGCAAGGCCACAGGUACUAGAUCUGA